Penicillium chermesinum is the source of this 555-nucleotide messenger RNA. Its product is annotated as Eukaryotic translation initiation factor 6. The record is from RefSeq and is a predicted model, not a curated record. Gene Ontology annotation, molecular function: ribosomal large subunit binding. Gene Ontology annotation, cellular component: cytosol; nucleolus; preribosome, large subunit precursor. Lineage: Eukaryota; Fungi; Ascomycota; Eurotiomycetes; Eurotiales; Aspergillaceae. Gene Ontology annotation, biological process: cytosolic ribosome assembly; ribosomal subunit export from nucleus; maturation of 5.8S rRNA. The coding region runs from base 1 to 555 and encodes 184 amino acids. The transcript is spliced from 2 exons.
AUGUCCAGAAACAAGGACGGUCUCCUCGUCCCAACCACUACCACAGACCAGGAAUUGCAGCACCUCCGCAAUACACUCCCGGACUCGGUCAAAAUCCAACGCAUAGAAGAGCGCCUCUCAGCCCUCGGCAACGUCAUUUGCUGCAACGACCACGUCGCAAUCGUGCACCCUGAUCUCGAGCGCGAGACUGAAGAGAUCAUCGCGGAUGUCCUCGGCGUAGAAGUCUUCCGCCAGACUGUCGCCGACAACGUGCUGACUGGCUCCUACAUGGCCCUCAGCAACCAGGGUGGUAUUGUGCACCCCAAGACCUCCAUCAGAGACCAGGACGAGCUGUCCUCGCUCCUUCAGGUUCCUCUUGUUGCCGGCAGUGUGAACCGUGGUUCUUCCGUGGUUGGUGCCGGUAUGGUGGUGAACGACUGGUUGGCUGUGACCGGACUGGACACCACUGCCACUGAACUGAGUGUCAUCGAGUCCGUGUUCAGGCUGGGAGAGAUGGCGCCUGGCGGUGCCGGAGCCGGUGUUAAUAAGGAGAGCAUUGUCGAGAGUUUCUACUAG